AUGAUCACCAACCUGUUAUUCCUGUCCUUCGCCCUCCUCACCACGGCCAGCACAACCGAAACCUUUAAAUCACGUACUCUGCAUCCAGAACUCAACGCCGCGCUACGCACCGCCGCCACAGCCUUUGACCGCGCGGCGCUGCUCCCCCGCGCCGCAGACUGGACCUACGACUUCACACAGCACCCCAACUACAACUCGGCGACGGGCGCCGUCAUUACCGCCGACGCCGCCACGUUCCCCGCCGUCACGGGCCUCGGGUCCAGCGUGGCGCUGCUCAAGCUCGCGCCCUGCGGCAUGUUGCCCCCACACCUGCAUCCGCGCGCCACCAACAUGGUCACGGCGAUUACGGGAAACACCACCACGUACAUGAUUGGCGAGAAUGGCGUUGGCGUGAGAAUCGUCACUUUGCUGCCGUUGAUGGUGACGGUGUUUCCGCAGGCGAGUCUGCAUAUGAUGCAGAAUAAUGACUGCGAACCCUCUCUCCUCCUCUCCUCGCUCAACACCGACGACAGCGGCACACUGAACAUCCUACCUAGCCUGUGGUCCGUCCCACAGGACAUCAUCAGCGCUGCUUUCGGCGAUGCGUCGCUCAACACGCAGGACGUCGGCAGUCAGAUCCCGUUUGUCGGCACCGGCGCUAUCAUCGGGAGUGCCGAGUGCAAGAAGAGGUGUGGUAUUCAGACAUGAUGGUCUUGAGGAUGGAGAUUGGAGAGUUGAUUGGGCAUGGCGGGGUGAAAGGGUUAAAAACAAAAAGAAUAAGAGAAAGAAGAAAAAAAGAGAGAAUCAUGUUGCAGCUGCUACGGAGCGUGGUCCGUAUGUGUGUGCGUUGGCGCGGCGACUUCUUUUUUUGGAUUACUUUUCUCCUUCUAGAAACAAAGUCAUUGUAUUAUUCCGCUGUUUGCUUUUGAAU
Messenger RNA from Exserohilum turcica Et28A, 910 nucleotides. RefSeq lists its product as uncharacterized. The coding region runs from base 1 to 687 and encodes 228 amino acids. Gene Ontology annotation, molecular function: manganese ion binding. Gene Ontology annotation, cellular component: cell wall. Lineage: Eukaryota; Fungi; Ascomycota; Dothideomycetes; Pleosporales; Pleosporaceae. The record is from RefSeq and is a predicted model, not a curated record. The transcript has 2 exons.